Seminavis robusta is the source of this 2491-nucleotide messenger RNA. The record is from the annotation of a GenBank genome assembly. Lineage: Eukaryota; Bacillariophyta; Bacillariophyceae; Naviculales; Naviculaceae.
CUCGGAAGGGACGUUCGGGCUUGGAGGAACUGGCCAUUUUGCCACAACAACAACGAGCAAUGAUCAAAGUAAGCUUUGCUUCUAGCUACAUAGACAAUACCAACGAUCGAUAGCUAACCAAUAAUCUACCCAAAGACAAGCACCAUGAAGUUUUCUAUCCUUUUGACAUUGAUGGCCUUCCUGAGCCAGGCGUCGGCGGAGGAGCCGACUCCUGGGGGACUUCAGUUGGAUCCAUCGAAACUCAACGAUUUGAUCGCUGACAAGACAGCGCAACCCCCGGCGAGUCAAGACAAGCCAAUUGACGAUACCGGUACCUUGAAAGACCAAGUACUGGACGUUCUCAACAAGGGCAAAGUAAACGAGAAAAACUCGGCAGCCACACAAGGUGAUCCGCACUUUCUCAUGUGGAACGGCCGCAGGUACGACUUUCACGGUGGUUGUGACUUGGUCUUUCUAGAUAACCCUGAUUACAACCAUGGUCAGGGCCUACGGAUCGUCAUUCGCACAAAGAUUGUCCACUGGUGGUCCUAUGUCCAGACUGCAGUGGUGCAGAUUGGAAAUGACACGCUCGAAGUCAAAGGGGGCGUCGCACACAAGGAGUAUUACGUCAAUGGCAAGCCCGGUCCUCACGAAGAGCAUAGCAAAGCCAUGCCAUUCACGAUAGCUGGACACAAAGUACGAUUUCGUGUCAAGAGCAAGACGCAGUUCCAGUUCAAGAUCUUUCUAGAAGAUGAUCAGAACAUUGUCAUUCGAUCCGUAAAGGACUUUUUGAAGGUUGACGUUCAAAAUCACAAAAAGGCAACCUUUGGAACCAGCCGAGGCCUGCUUGGAUCGUACGAGGACGGUCUGAUGCUGGCACGGGACGGUGCCACCAUUCUAGAGGAUGCCAAUGAGUUUGGUCAAGAGUGGCAAGUAAGGAGUGAUGAGCCCAUGCUCUUUCACAGUGUCGAAGGCGUGCAACACCCCCAAGCAUGCACGAUCCCCAAUGCCGAACAAAAGGACCAACGCCGGCGCCUUAUCGAAGAAGCGGUAUUGAUUAGCUAUGAUGAAGCCGCCAAGGCUUGCAUGACUGAAGCAGGAACGGACUUGAUUGAAUGUAUCAAUGAUGUGAUGAUCACCGGGGAUGCUGACAUGGCAGGCGCUUACUCGGAUGAGUGAGGAGCUAGAUUGAUUUCUGUUUGUUGUUGCGCAGCACAGCCAGUGUUUGCACGUUUGUGCAAACAACAAGUGCUGCCAUCCAUGGUCUCAACGGAGGGCCCUGUAGAGUUAGUUGCUAGCAACUAUUAGUCAGACUCGAGCCCCCUCCAAUGCUGCCGCCGACCUCUGAAGCCCAUUCCCAUACAUACGUAAAGUCCACUCUAACUACAUAGUAUCCCGUCGAAGUCGUGAGUGAUCGUCAUCCCACUUGUUUCUUCGGGUUUCGGUGCCAGACUCUACUCGUACUACAGGUUAUCUUCUUGGUCUUUUGCGAUUUCGCGACGCCUUCGAGACCCGUUCCGGAUGAAUUGUGCUGGCGUCCUGAGUAGCCACCUCGCCCCAGCCCCACGUCCCCUUGCCAAGAAGCCUCAAGACCUCGUGUCACAACGAGAUACAACAAGCUUGGCUUGGCCACGUCCAUUUCCUACGUCGGUGUUCGUUCCACCACCCGAGAACACGGCUUUUGUGAUCACACAUGGGCACAACUUGGCCUUUCGACAAUCUCGGAAGCAAGGAUGCAAGCCAGGCCUGGGCUGUCCGCCCUUAUUUGGAUAACCCAUUUUUCAUGUGUGAGAGGCGGUACAGCAAUUAUCCUGGCAUUGUGAUCAAGGACACGAAGCAGGCGUACGAUGCGAUUGAACGCCUCAUCCUUGGUGGGCCCAACAAUAACAGUCACGCCCUAUUUAUGCUACAUCUAUUUGGGAGAUAAGCAUGCUCGUGAUUCUUGCAACCCAGAGGCUUCGGAACAUGCGGUGUGUGAACGCUGCUACAGUGAAUUCCACCAUUGUCAUCAAAGGAACCAAUCAGGCCUGCAAGGAGAUUGAGGGACGUGGCGGGCAGUUCCUACACAGCACAGACAAAAUUGUCCCCCCCUAAUUCGAUUCGUCAUACUGAACCUACUAGCUAGCUAGACUGACUAGCUUGUCCCGAACCCCCUUUUCUUUCACUACCGUACCGUACCGUACCGUAAGCCACUAAGUCUGGCCCCAGACAGCUUCAAGAGAUGACCUCCCUACCGUACUCUAACCCCCCCUCCCGGUGUAACUGCUAGCUAGCUAGUAGCCGGCGGGAUGGGCAAUGGGGCCUGUGGUACGGUCCUGACUUGGCUACAUUGACCCUGUUACGAAAAUUUUCAUUCAGUAUAGUAAGAAGAAGACCUGCCCCGCAGCGGCAGGAUAGUUAGAAGAAGAGAAGAAGAGGAGGAGGGAGGAAGAGGUUCUUAGCUACCGGUAUAGAUGCAAUACCCUUCUAGCUUAUUGGCAAAGUAUUUCAGGAUCUCUGGUUCCCCCCUAUU